Fraxinus pennsylvanica is the source of this 4239-nucleotide messenger RNA. The record is from the annotation of a GenBank genome assembly. Lineage: Eukaryota; Viridiplantae; Streptophyta; Magnoliopsida; Lamiales; Oleaceae.
AUGCUUUUAGUGAAAAUUCGACGUCACAUUUACUGGUGCAUUUUGUUGGGAUAUCUUUUAACGUGUGUGAUCUCUCAUAGCACGGGCUUGAACAGAAGUGGCUCCUCUAAGUUAGGGGAAGGAUUAAAUCAUCAUCAUUCGGGAACAGUUUUAAUCGAUGGAACUCAAACCAGUGCCAGUAGUCGACUUCAAGAAUCAAGAUUCUCAAACCAGACAGCUGAUUUUGCUUCUUGUGAGGACUUGGAGGGCGUUGGUUCAUUUGAUACUACCUGUUUGCUCAGUUCAAACCUGCAUAUAAAUACUGACAUUUAUGUAGUUGGUGCCGGGAACUUGGAGAUACUUCCUUAUAUAUCAAUUAUUUGUCCGGUAGAAGGCUGUACAAUAAGUUUCAAUUUAUCUGGCACUGUUAAAGUUGGUCAAAAUGCUACUAUAGUUUCUGGCACUGUUAUUUUUUCUGCUCUCAGUCUGACUAUGGGACCUAAUUCUUCUAUAAAUGCGACAGCCUUGGGGGGAACACCGCCUUCUCAGACUAGCGGGACGCCUGUUGGCAACGAUGGAGCUGGUGGAGGGCAUGGUGGCCGUGGUGCUUCCUGUCUGAAAACUAAUCGUACAAAUAAUUGGGGCGGUGAUGCCUAUUCAUGGUCAACUUUGUCUAGUCCAUGGGCUUAUGGUAGCAAGGGUGGUGGCACAUCUGAUAUACACAAGUAUGGGGGAAAUGGAGGUGGACGUGUUUUGCUUGAUGUAAAGGAUGUUCUUUAUAUAAAUGGAUCUGUAUCCGCAGAAGGUGGAGAUGGAGGAUCACUUGGGGGCGGGGGAUCUGGUGGAAGCAUCAUUAUGAAAGCUCAGAAUCUGAAGGGGUUUGGUAUCAUAAGUGCAGCUGGUGGGAGGGGAUGGGGAGGAGGUGGAGGCGGAAGGGUCUCUUUGAACUGUUACAGCAAGCAAGAAGACUUGAAAGUCAUCGUGCAUGGUGGGUGGAGUAUUGGCUGUUCCUGGAAUGCUGGAGCGGCCGGUACUUACUUCGAUGCAUAUGUACUGAGUUUACGAGUUGGCAAUGACAAUAUAACAACAGAAACAGAAACUCCUCUGCUGUAUUUCUCUACUAGUCCGCUGUGGACAAAUGUCUAUGUGGAGAACAACGCUAUAGUUCUAGUGCCUCUGCUUUGGACUAGAGUUCAGGUGAGAGGCCAGAUAAGUUUGUAUUGUCGAAGCAGUAUUGUUUUCGGAUUGUCCCAGUUCCCAGAAUCAGAGUUUGAACUUGUCGCAGAGGAACUUCUAAUGAGUGAUUCCACAAUACAGGUUUAUGGUGCUUUUAGAGUAGCUGUCAAAAUGUUACUCAUGUUAAACUCCCAAAUCCAAGUUGAUGGUGGCGAAAAUACCAUUGUUGCUACCUCUGUUCUUGAAGUCAGGAAUCUUGUUGUUCUUAAGGACAACUCUGUCAUCAGUUCAAAUGCAAAUCUGGCUCUAUAUGGACAAGGCCUUUUACAGUUGACCGGUCAGGGUGAUGCAAUCAAAGGCCAGAGACUUUCCUUGUCACUAUUUUAUAACAUUACCGUUGGCCCAGGGUCUUUACUUCAAGCUCCCUUGGAUGAUGAAGUCAGCAGAAGCUCGAUAACUAAAUCUCUUUGUGAGAGUCCAACAUGCCCAGUGGAUUUGAUUACUCCACCAGAUGAUUGCCAUGUUAAUUACACACUGUCCUUUUCAUUGCAGGUUUGUCGUGUUGAGGAUAUUUUGGUGAAUGGAGUUAUGAGGGGAAGUAUUGUUCAUAUCCACAGGGCAAGGACUGUUAUUGUGGAUUCUGAUGGCAUGAUAACUGCAUCAGAAUUAGGUUGCAGGAAUGGUAUUGGAAGGGGAAAUUACUCAAAUGGAGCUGGUGCUGGUGCUGGACAUGGAGGAAGAGGGGGGUCUGGAUUUUUUAGUGGGAAGCUGAGUGAAGGCGGUCCCAGUUAUGGAAGUGCUGAUCUUCCUUGCGAGUUAGGUAGUGGAACUGCAGGACCAAAUGAGUCGUAUGGAUAUGUGGCUGGUGGUGGAAUGAUAGUGAUGGGAUCCAGACAGUGGCCACUGCUAAGGCUUGAUAUCUAUGGGUCUAUCAGUGUUGAUGGCCAAAGUUGUCAUAAGCCAACCCGGAACAGUAAUGGUACACUCAUAGGUGGACUUGGUGGAGGUUCUGGUGGCACUCUUCUUCUUUUUCUUCAAGGACUGGAGCUUGCAGAGAACUCCUCUUUAUCUGUUGCUGGAGGUUAUGGCGGUCCACUAGGCGGCGGUGGCGGCGGUGGCGGAAGAAUUCAUUUUCAUUGGUCUAAGAUAGCUAUUGGAGAUGAAUAUGUACCUCUUGCAUUCGUAGAUGGUAUGAUGAACAGCAGUGGAGGUGCCGGGAGUGGAGAUGGUCUUCAUGGAGAGAAGGGGACAAUUAGUGGAAAGAAGUGCCCCAAAGGACUGUAUGGUACAUUCUGUACGGAAUGCCCUGUUGGAACCUACAAAGAUAUUGAAGGAUCUGAUCCAAGUCUUUGCACAGCUUGUUCCCUUGAUCGCCUUCCUAGUCGUGCUAAUUUUAUAUAUGUACGAGGUGGAGUCACCCACUCAUCGUGUCCCUAUAAAUGUAUAUCUGACAAAUACAGAAUGCCGAAGUGCUAUACACCUUUUGAGGAGCUUAUAUAUACUUUUGGAGGGCCCUGGUUUUUCGCAUUUUUAUUGUUGGGCGUUGUUGUGCUCCUAGCUCUGGUACUAAAUACUCUGAGAAUCAAAUUGAUUGGUUCGGGACACUCUUAUCGUAGAGAAGAUUCAGCUGAUCAUCAUGAUAAUCACAGUUUUCCAUCUCUGCUUUCCUUAUCGGAGGUUCCGGGUGCCAGAUCAGAAGAAACUCAAAAUCACGUUCACAGGAUGUACUUUAUGGGUCCCAAUACAUUCAGAGAACCCUGGCAUCUUCCUUACUCACCUCCCCAUGCGAUAUUUGAGAUAGUAUAUGAAGAUGCUUUUAACAGAUUCAUUGACGAGAUAAACUCUGUUGCUGCAUACGAAUGGUGGGAAGGGUCAGUGCAUAGCAUACUUUCAGUGCUUGCAUAUCCUUUUUCAUGGUCCUGGAAACAGUGGCGUAGGAGAAAUAAACUUCAUCGCCUUCAGGAGUUUGUCAAGUCUGAAUAUGACCAUUCUUGUCUUCGCUCGUGUCGAUCACGUGCUCUAUACAAAGGAAUGAAGGUUGGGGCAACACCGGAUUUGAUGGUUGCAUAUAUUGAUUUCUUCCUUGGUGGUGAUGAGAAACGCUUAGACAUGGUAACAAGUAUACAGAAGAGGUUUCCCAUGCGAAUUAUUUUUGGCGGGGAUGGAAGUUAUAUGUCACCAUAUAAUCUGCAUAGCGACGCAUUAUUGACAAAUCUCCUCGCCCAGCAUGUACCUGCAACUGUCUGGAAACGAUUGGUAGCUGGUUUAAAUGCCCAGUUGAGGACUGUGAGGCAAUGGUCAAUUCGCUCAGCUUUGGUUCCUGUUAUCAAUUGGAUUGGAAGUCAUGGGAACCCCCAACUUGAUUUUCACGGUGUUGGAAUUGAGCUUGGGAAAGUUGCUGCAAUAGUACAAAGUAAUGUUAGGCAUCCAUCGGAGAGCCAUACCUAUACAAGUAAUGCAUUAUCCCGCAAAAAGAUUACUGGUGGCAGCAAUGGUGGUUUGAUAGAUGAAUCUACCUUGAAAUUAUUGGGCUACAGAAGGAACUAUCUUUUCCCAUUUUCUCUUUUAUUGCAUAAUACUCGCCCUGUUGGUCGACAGGAAACUGUACAGCUUUUUAUCACUAUCGUACUCUUGGCAGACCUCUUUGUCACUCUCCUUAUGCUCUUUCUGUUCUAUUGGAUAUCCCUCGGUGCUUUCCUAGCCGUUCUUCUCAUCCUUCCUCUGUCAUUGCUUUCACCCUUUCUAGCAGGCUUGAACGCCUUAUUCAGUAAUGGGCCUCGAAGAGCUGCACUUGCUCGUAUUUAUGCUUUAUGGAGCAUUAGCUCCAUAUCGAACAUUGCUGUGGCAUUUUUAUGUGGCUUAAUUCAUAAUGGAAUUUCCUCCUCGAAGCAGCCUGGAGAGAGCAACAUUUGGAAUUUUAUAAAGGAGGAUGAGACAUGGUGGCUUUUGCCCACCAUCCUGCUACUCUUCAAGGCAGUUCAAGCUCGAUUUGUCGAUUGGCACAUAGCAAAUUUAGAAGUCAGAGAUUUCUCUCUCUUCAGCCCUGACCCCGAUACCUUUUGGGCUUACGAAUCCAUUUCUUGA